AUGGCGGCUGCAGUUGACGGAGCCGCUGGGUGGGAUUCAGGAGCGAAUGAUGCCUGGAACGCAGGGAGUGCCGCCACCGGUGGUGACACCUGGAAUGGCGGCGGCACUACUGCCAAUGAUGAAACCUUCGGCAAUGGCAACGUUGCUGGAGACCCGGAGACCAAAGCCGAUGGUGCUGCCAUGAGCCCGGACACAAGGCUCGCGAGUGUCCUAAAAAACCAGAAGGCGAUAAUUCAGGAAAUUGCUUCAAUUGUGGCCAGCCUGGGUCUGUCUCUUCCAAUCCUCCAUCAUAAUCACUCCGCUGAAAUCGAAGAUUAUAGGCACAACAAAGCAGACUGCACAGAGCCUCGCGUCUUCAAGGGUACCUGCCGCCAUUGUAACAAAGAAGGCCAUCCUGCUCGCGAGUGCCCAGACAAGCCGGCACAGAAAUGUAAAAAUUGCCAGGAGGAAGGCCACGAGGUGAAAGACUGCAAGGCAAAUAGGAAAUUUGACCGGAGCAACAUUUCGGACGCAGACCAGGAGACUGCUUGGAAUGCACUCGUUAAAUCAGAUGAGGGGAAGGACAUGGAGAGUAUUCGCGAUGCCUUUGCUAUCUACACGAAAGCUUGUCCCGAUGCAACUUACGAGGAGCUCGAAAAGGCUUUUCGCCAGAAUGACUUCAAUCUACAUCUUGUUGCAAUUGAAAAGGAACUACCAAAGACACAUACCUACAUUAGCCUUCAAGGCGAGUUGGACAAGAAAUAUCAGGCAGGAUUCUACUGGGAUGCUGAGCCAAAGCGUAAGAAGAUGUUGGCUGUCUGGCCUAGCACUCCUGAAGAGAAUCUUGAACGCCUCAAGGAGGCUGGUAUGCCUAUGGAGCGUUUGAUGCCUAAGUGCCACCGUUGCGAUGAGCUUGGGCAUGUGGGAAAGAAUUGCCCCGAGAAGGAAGCAGAUGUUACGGAGGGCGCAGCAGAAGGCGAGGAGCUCCUCCGCCCUGAUAAAAUCACAAUCGCUUGCGCAAAUUGCAGCGAGCCAGGUCACCGUGCUCGUGAUUGCACAACACCUCGCAAGCAAGCACGUGGGCCUAUGACUUGUCGUAAUUGCGGUCAAGAAGGCCACAAGAAGGAUGAUUGUGACCAGCCUCCCGACCUGUCGAAUCAAAGUGGAAUGCUCGAAUUGCCAUCAAAUGGGCCAUACCAAGGUUCGCUGCAAGGAACCCCCGCUGAGGAAGGAGCUGCCAACGGUGGCUAUGGCGGCGCUACGGAUGGAGGAUACGGCGAGACAGCUACCCAAGCUUCUGGUGGUGCUGAAGGUUGGGGCACCGGUGGCGCUCCAGCUCCCGAGGCCUCCCAGAACCUCGGUGGAUGGUAA
Messenger RNA from Bacidia gigantensis, 1350 nucleotides. RefSeq lists its product as uncharacterized. Bases 1 to 1350 code for a protein of 449 amino acids. The transcript is spliced from 9 exons. Lineage: Eukaryota; Fungi; Ascomycota; Lecanoromycetes; Lecanorales; Ramalinaceae. The record is from RefSeq and is a predicted model, not a curated record. Gene Ontology annotation, molecular function: translation regulator activity; mRNA binding; single-stranded RNA binding. Gene Ontology annotation, cellular component: cytoplasm. Gene Ontology annotation, biological process: positive regulation of cytoplasmic translation.